UAACAAACCAACAAACUUCCCUGACUACAAACACAUUAGCAACUGUGUUUAAAGAACAACUCGGCAUUACGCUGUCUUUGACUGGCUAAGGCAAAAGUUGCCAGAGGAUGUUUCUAUUACAUGAAGACGAUAACUUGGAAGUAUUUCUCUAUGUGUUUCUGGUGUCGGCCGGCUACUAUUUGUGGCGGAGAUGGAACUCAAACGACAAUUUAAGUGCUGCCGAUCUUGCAGGGAAAUACAUAUUUAUCACAGGCUGCGACUCUGGUUUUGGACAUCUGGCAGCUAGGACUUUUGAUAAGAAAGGAUUCCAGGUGAUUGCUGCCUGCCUGACAGAAAAGGGAGCUGCCAGCCUCAAAGCAGCUGCUUCCAAGCAGCUCCAGACAGUGCUGUUGAAUGUGACGGACGUAAACAGCGUCAGAGCGGUGGCAGAAAGUGUUAAAAAAGAAGUAGGAGAGAAAGGUCUGUGGGGCCUGAUCAAUAAUGCAGGGGAAAUGGGACCCUCAGCACCGACUGACUGGCUGAACAUUGAGCACUUUAGAGAACCAAUUGAAAUUAAUUUGAUCGGACUCAUAAACGUUACAUUAAAUAUGCUACCAUUGGUAAAGAAAGCCAAAGGGAGAAUAGUAAACGUAAGCAGCAUUGGCGGUCGCUUAGCAAUAUGCUCAGGAGGCUAUUGUCCAUCCAAAUUUGGGGUAGAGGCCUUCAAUGACAGUUUAAGACAAGAUAUGAAAGCAUUUGGAGUGAAUGUGUCUUGUAUUGAACCGGGGCUCUUCAAAACACCUCUCUCUGACAAAACCAAGGUGAUGGAAAAAAAAUUAAACAUUUGGAAUGCGCUUCCUUCUGAUAUCAGAAAACAGUAUGGCGAGGAUUAUCUAGCAAAAGAUGCAGAAAAGAAAGAAGAACUGAUCCAGCGGUUUCAGAACACAGACCUCUCGCUGGUUGUGAAGUGUAUGGAGCAUGCUUUAACGACCAGAUAUCCACGAAUCCGGUACAGUGCAGGCCGGGAUGCUAAUAUUUUCUGGCUACCCCUGUCUAACAUGCCAGCUUUUCUGCAGGACUCAGUACUCAUGAGAAAUAAAGUUAAGCUGGCAAACCCGAUGGCAGGGUAAUUCCCCUUUUUAUGGCUACGAGUUUCCGUUGUAACCUUAACCGGUUGGCCCAAAAUAAAGACUGGAUCCAUCUCAGUCACUGUUAGUUUAAUCACAACCUUUAAAAAAAAAAAAAAUUCAUGUUUUAAAAGCAGCUCCAAUGGAAAGAUCACUAGAGCUGGGUUCAGAGAUGAA
Heteronotia binoei (common prickly gecko) is the source of this 1283-nucleotide messenger RNA. It is a transcript of the gene DHRS9, whose product is annotated as dehydrogenase/reductase 9. The coding region runs from base 108 to 1109 and encodes 333 amino acids. Lineage: Eukaryota; Metazoa; Chordata; Lepidosauria; Squamata; Gekkonidae. The transcript is spliced from 5 exons. The record is from RefSeq and is a predicted model, not a curated record.